UGACUCUUUUCACAGCUCCUCGCGUGCUAAAAAAAACGACACUGGGUUUAAGGCAGGUGCACAUCAGAGUACCCACGCGUGGCGACCACUGCUAAUGCAAGAUGGCGCAAUCAAAGCGCUACAUGGCAUGCGUUCUUCUGACGCUGGCUGGCAUCUCAUGGACCGAGUCCCGUAAAGAGAACCAGCCACACCUCUGCAGCGGAUUCUUCAUGGGGCCGCAGCCACAAAAUCCGUGUGGCUACCUGUGUUAUACAUAUGAGGGUGUCUACCAAGGAGUACUACCAGACGGCGCACGCUGUCGGAUUCCAUCAUUCUUCGGUCGUUCAGGCCGAUGCUACAGUGGGGAGUGCAUCGUUCAGAGACCAAAAGUAAGGCAGUGCGACGAUGUUUAUCGCGGGUCUGGGUACGCAACUUCGUGCCGUUAUCGCUGCGUUGACCCCUUCGGACAACUAGUGAUACGGCCGUACCGACCCGGAACACCCUGCCUGAAUUUGAAUCAGAAGAAACGCCCUCUCGGCGCGGCGGGUGUGUGCAAGGCUGGGGAAUGCAUCGAGUACGACGACUUAGAGGUGAGGAGCCGCUGGGUCGCGGAGAAUGUCUUCCAGUACAAGUACCACCGAUGCCUUGCCAAGAAACGCGUCGCCAACAAUUACCUCGCGGAUUGCCAUCACUACUGCAGGAGAAACAAGGCGUGGUACUACGGCAUGUACCAGGACGGCAUCAAAUGCUUGAGCCCGGACACCCGCGCACCUGGCUUUUGCUGCCAUGGAGCCUGUCAACCUAUGGAUUGCAAACGGAAGAAAUAAAAAGACGUCUUUGUUGCCGCAUUGUAGGC
Molecule: messenger RNA, 835 nt
Organism: Rhipicephalus microplus (southern cattle tick)
Lineage: Eukaryota; Metazoa; Arthropoda; Arachnida; Ixodida; Ixodidae
Source: RefSeq, a predicted model, not a curated record